UCUGCAGAUAAUGUGAUUUUUCUGUGUCACAAACGCUCAAUGUGCUUCAGCCUUCAACUCCCAAAUUUCAUCGAUUUCCUGCAAAAUCCCAUCAAAGCAAAAUCACGGCAAGAUUUUUAAACCCAAACAAUGUCGAUCAUCCAGACGUCUCUCUCAAUCCAAACCCUCCCGCAACAUCUGUCAUUCUCUAAGGCCUUGACGGGUCCAACUCCGACCCUGCUCUUCCUCCACCCAAAACCCUCUCACCCUCUGCUCCGGACCCAACCCAUCACACGCAAAACCACGACCAUUCGGAUGGGCGGAGGCCCCAGGACGUUCCCGGGCGGCGUGUCCAAGUGGCAGUGGAAGCGAAUGCAGGCCAAGAAAGCGAAACAACUCCUCAAGGCUCGCCUCGCCCGCGAGCGCCAGAUUUACGAGAUGCGAAAGCGGGCCGAGCUCAAAGCCGCCGUGUCCGAGCUCGAGCGGCCAUGGGAGGUCGUCGAGAGAGCCCCCAACUUGUUCUCUGUCGGAGCAGACGAGCAACUUAAGGUCUUGGCCGAUAGGUUCCAAAGGCCAGGAGGGUUCGACAUGUGGACCGAGAGGGACGGACCCCAGUUGUUCGACACCGUGGAUGAGUUGCCCUCCGCGAGGUUUUUUCCCAAAGGGGUUGUUCAUAGCGUCAAACCCUAUCGAAGAAAUGGUGGGUUGGACGAAUCAAACGGUGUCGAGGAGGGUUUGGCUUUGGAUUCUGAAAGUGGGUUUAAGAGUAAUAAGAGAAGUUCUGUGAGGAAAUUGCCUGGUGGGUCUUGUAGUGAAUGGGAAGGUGAGGAUUUAUCGGAAACCGAGGGGUCAUAUCGGAAAGAUAGUUUGGAAGUAUCGGGGCUGAAUGGAGGAAAUGGGAAGAGGAACAAUGGAAAAUUGAGGAAGAAUGGGAAUAGGAGGAGGUUUGGGAACGUGGGUUCGAAUGGUUCGAGUGGGUUGGAUUCAGGACAAGUUGCUUUUGAUAGGAAAGAGAAAGCGAAGGGUUCCAUUAUGCGUGGGUAUGAGUUAAAGGAUUCAGAGUCUGACGUUUAUGAUAUGAGUUUGCAACAAGAUGGAACUUUUGGGUUCGACCAAGAAUUAAGUCAUUUGGAAUUGGAGCCUUAGCAAGGAAGAGGGUGGGUCUCUGCUUCUGGGUGGUGCUGUGAAUUUGCUUGGUAAUGCUUUCAUCGAGUUUAUGCAAGUGAAGUGAUCAGACAAAGAGCAACACUGCCCACAAAGUAUGUGUGUACAUUUUAUAUUAUGUUCUUACUCGUGGCAACUAAGCUGUAAAUGUAGGCUUUAGUCAUUGUAUGUACGUAUUGUUGAAUGAAAAUUUGGCUCGUAUAUGUUUCACUCUUUCCUGAACUUGAUGUCACUCAAAGAUUGCUAUAUAUUAAUAGUAUCUCAUAUACCUUUGAAAAUCAA
Corylus avellana is the source of this 1425-nucleotide messenger RNA. RefSeq names its product copper ion transmembrane transporter. NCBI's taxonomy places the organism in Eukaryota, Viridiplantae, Streptophyta, Magnoliopsida, Fagales, Betulaceae. The record is from RefSeq and is a predicted model, not a curated record.